This is a messenger RNA of Adineta ricciae, 744 nucleotides long. The record is from the annotation of a GenBank genome assembly. NCBI's taxonomy places the organism in Eukaryota, Metazoa, Rotifera, Eurotatoria, Adinetida, Adinetidae.
AUGGUCAUUUUUAUGCCCUAUUACCGUCAACAUGGACAACUAUUACAUUCACAUCCACGUAGUCGUCCAUCAGCGUCGUCUAACGGACAAAAUCAUUCAACAACACAGACUCCUAUACAUAUGAGUACUUGCAAAUUUGCAUCGAAUAUUCUGUGUCGUUUUAUAUUCUCAUUGUUUCUAUUUGCUAUCGCCUUUGUUUUAUUUCAUUUAUCUAUAAAUAAUAUGCCGAACAAAAAAGAAGGCUCAAACGUAAUUGCUGCUAUUCUAUUGACUGUUGCUAUUGUUUCAUUUUUACGUACAUGCCAAACACUACGGCGUUAUUUAACUAUUAUGCAAACGAGACGUCGACUUGUCCAGAGAUUACGUGAACGACAACAAGCGUACGAUUUAGCGCUAGCUGCUGGAACUGAUCCAAAUUCAGCUUUAAUCAUCGGUGAUGAUACUGAUUUGCCACUAUAUAAAGAACUGUUUCCUUCUCAUCCGAAUAUUAGUACUACUGGCAAUGACCCAUCAUCGACAUUACUGCCUCCGUCUUAUGACGAUUUUGUAAAAACACUUGAUGUUCGUCCACCUCUUACUAUACUUCCACUUACGUCUGUACGUCCUCAUUCAUUAUCAUUGCCCACGAGCAGUUUAUCAACAGCAACAAGUCAAUCUCAAACAAAUCCAACACAAUGUACAUGGAUAACGGAUCAACAAACACGUGGAACUGCUCGUAUUUCCGGCAAUCUGACAUAUGUAUAG